AUGGAACGGCCAAUUACAUUUUCAUUCGAAGAAUUAAAAGUAAAUCAAGGUGAUAGAGACUACUGCCCUUAUUGUGAACAAGACUUAACGGGAUCUGAAUUGCACCAUCAUUUGGAUUGCUGUGAAGUUUAUGAAUCUUUAAUCAAUCGAUCCCAAACAAACUCACGAAGAUCUACUUUGAUCGAAUCAAUCGCUAACAAUCUGCCACACGAUUUAUCCAACUCAGAUGAAGAAUUGCCAUUUUCAAUGCAUUACAUGGCAAACCAUUCAAAUUCCAGUUCAUUGUCAUCUCUAGGUGAUAAUAUUGAAUUGCCACCAAUUCCAUCAGAAUCAAGAGAUACAUCUCCUGCAGCCAAUCUUCUAGAGUUCAACAGGACUAACUAUGCAGCAAUGCCGAGGCAUAAUCAGCCCGCCCUUCCUCAAAGGCACUAUUUUCGAAACGAAGCUUUAAGGAUCCUUCAAACUAACCACCGAAACAUUCACUUUCCAAGCAGAGAGCUCAACGCAACUGUCUUCAGCUUUCAAGCUGCCAAAGGCCCAAAGGAAGCUCCAAAAGUCUACCCACUUCGGCCUUCUUCAAAACAAGGCAGAAACAUUGGAACCUGCCCGGUCUGUUUUGAAAUUUUUAACCAAGCUCCCUAUUCUCCGCUGCUAUUGCCAAGCUGUGGACAUACAAUUUGCAUCAUCUGCCUGCAAAAUAUGUAUGAAGAUUCAUCAAUAUUAAAGUGUCCAGUAUGCAGAACUAUGAGUUUUAAUGAAAUAGAAAGUUUGCCUGUAAAUUAUGCGAUCCUAGAAAUUGCUGAAGCUCAUAAAAUGGUUCAGAAAGAAACUUGCCCUAAACAUAAGCAUGAAAUUGUAGGAUAUUGUAAAGACCAUGAAAUGCUGCUGUGUGGGGCAUGCGUUUUUGAGCAUAAAGACCAUAAUGCUUUUAUGCUUACGGAUCCAAAAGCCUCUGAAGUGGCUGAUAGCAAAAAAGCUUUGAUUAAUGAGCAGGAAAAAGAGCUCCAAGCUAUUCAAAACAAAUGACUGGCUGUGAUGCAAGAUUUAAAUACAAACUUGUUAGAAAUAAACCAGUGUGGGGAAAGACAUAUUGAAGGACUAAAAAAAGCUGAAAAAUUGUUGAUUAAAGGUAUUAAAGAUGGCACCAAAGCUUGCAUUGAGCAAGUUACAAACCUUAUUAAGGGCCAAGAAAUACAAAAGCUUCAAACAGAGAUAUCUGACCAAAUCAGCGGGAUUAGGCAAACACUAAACGAAUUAAAAGACAAAAAGGAAAGAUUUGAAGGCAUGGGGAUCGUGGAAAAGCUCUGCAAGCCAGCUACUCAAAUGAAACCAGAAGACGUCAAGGUGCCUUCUCUAGAGCCUGCCAAGCAACUGAUAACAAAGCUGAAAAUUGCUGUAAAGUAUGAAGACGCCAUCAAGAAGUCAAAUUUCCCUAUAGGAGGACAGUAA
Molecule: messenger RNA, 1449 nt
Organism: Blepharisma stoltei
Lineage: Eukaryota; Ciliophora; Heterotrichea; Heterotrichida; Blepharismidae
Source: the annotation of a GenBank genome assembly